UAUAAAGCUCUUGACCGCAAUGUGCGCAAACUCUUGACUUGCCCGCUGUACUGGGUUCCCCGUACCUUCUCGACCCUCACUGGGUUGGUCCCUACCAGUCCUUCAUCAUGUCCCAUCUUCCUGUUUUCUCCUUUGUCGAAGGCUCUGUUGCCAGUGUCUACCAGGCCCUCUUCCUUCUCUUCAUCACAGUACGACAAUAUGUGCUUGAACACAUCGAUGUCUUUGCACCAAUCGGAAUAUUGCAGAUCGUUCUACUGUCGUGGAUAUGUGCGGUCAUCUUCACGACUGCCUUCCUUCUCGCUUUGCGAAGGAUAGUCAAGUUACUACGAUCGCAGUGGUCUCGAAGCUCACGCAGGAAACAUGAUUACGAGUAUGACCUGGAGAUGUGUGAGGACGGGCAUUGUGAAGAGCAUCGAACAGAGGCCAUCCCUGUUUACUUGGCAGUAGGACAGAGGAGAAGUCUGUCCUUGGGUAAGAGUGUCAACCGAAAAGGUGGCCAAUACCAGUUCGGUGUGCUCGUCCCUGUGAUGAUUGAGCGAAACGAUCGCUUCUACGAUGAUUGAUUACGGGUGACAUGUAUUUAAACGUUUAAGUUUCAGCCCGAGGCCCCGAGACCUGAUGGGAUCGUAGGGCACCUCUCAACAUUCUUCCAUCAUAGUUCAUUCUAUCGCUACAUUGUAACAACACUCACUGCUUCGUCCAGGCAUAGAUUUGCCGAUAUAUUCUUGGUGUUAUUUGGUGUACAUGUGUGUAGGGUUACGUUUUUACUCUCCUGUAUCAUAUUCUGCAGCUCACGAUCCUGCUUGUAACAUGACAUCCGAUCGUUGUAUCCUA
Molecule: messenger RNA, 834 nt
Organism: Marasmius oreades (fairy-ring Marasmius)
Lineage: Eukaryota; Fungi; Basidiomycota; Agaricomycetes; Agaricales; Marasmiaceae
Exons: 2
Coding region: 108-563 (151 amino acids)
Source: RefSeq, a predicted model, not a curated record